AAAUUGAAUACAGCGGGUGGUGGGUGGGAUGGUUUAGUGGCUGAAACAAAACCACUGCUUAAGAAAGACCCAGUCCAAAAUCCUCCAUUCGUUUCUGCUUUCAAUAUUGUGCGCAACAGCAACCACAAACAACAUGACCGACUAUGAAGCUGCAACCGCCUUCCUCGGGGAAUGGGGACUUUUCCAGCAGCAGGUGUUUUUCCUACUCUGCCUGAGCAUAAUCCCUAACGGUUUCGCCGGCAUGUCCAUCGUCUUCCUAGCCGACACGCCGCACCACCGCUGCCUCAUUCCCGCGAACGUCAACAUCACCUCCGCAUGGAGGAACAGCAGCAUCCCGCUGGAGAAGGACGGACACAGCGGCGCGUUGCUGCCCAGCAAAUGCUCCAGAUACAAACUUGAAGAUGUGCUGAGUUUCUCGGACAGAGGCUUUUUGCCCGGCGUUGAUGUAAACCUGUCUAAUGUGAGAACAGAAAGCUGCUUGGAUGGGUGGGAGUACGACCACAGCGUGUACAUUUCUACCAUCAUAUCUGAGUGGGACCUGGUGUGUGAUGACCGCUGGAAAAACCCGUUGACUUCUUCUAUCUUCUUCUGUGGUGUUCUCACUGGCUCCUUCAUUUCGGGACAGCUUUCUGACAGGUAUGGGAGAAAAAUAGUGUUGUUUGUUACCAUGGCAGUCCAGACAGUGUUCACAUUCAUCCAGGUCUUCUCUCCAUCAUGGCCCGUGUUUUGCGCUGUGUUCUUUGUUGUCGGGUUGGGACAAAUCUCUAAUUAUGUGUCUGCGUUUGUGCUAGGGACAGAGAUAUUGGCCCCACGUGUUCGGACGAUUUUCUCCACCGCGGGUGUGAGUCUUUUCUUUGGUGCGGGCUACAUGCUGCUGCCACUGUUUGCUUACUUUGUCAGAGACUGGAGGAUGCUUCUACUCGGCCUCACCCUACCUGGCUUAUUUUAUGUGCCUCUCUGGUGGUACAUCCCAGAGUCUCCUCGGUGGCUGCUCUCUCAGGGUAGAGUGGAGGAGGCUGAGGCCAUCGUGAGAGAUGCUGCUAAGAGGAACAAAAUUGAGCCUCCGCCGGUCAUCUUUAGUCCCUUGCAGCAAGAACUUCAAUGUGAGAAGAGGAAGCCCCACAACAUCUGUGACCUGCUUCAUUCUCGAAACAUCCGCUGGAUCUCUGUCACGCUGUGGCUGGUCUGGAACACUGUGACCAUCGGUUACUUUGCUCUUUCCCUGAACACGGCGAACCUUCACGGUAACGCUUACUUCAACUGCUUCCUGUCGGCUAUGGUAGAGAUACCAGCCUACGCUUUAUCAUGGGUUAUGUUUCGCUGGUGCUCCAGACGACUGAGCCUUUUCUCAACCCUCUUCAUGGGAGGACUGUUUCUACUCUUCAUACAGCUCAUACCAGCAAACAUGAUUUAUGUCUCCAUAACACUCGAGAUGAUGGGGAAGUUUGCAGUGACGACAGCGUUUGCUAUUGUGUACGCAUACACAGCAGAACUCUACCCGACCGUAUUGAGGAACACGGCAUUGGGCACCUGCUCCAUGGCCUCCAGAAUAGGCAGCAUCAUUGCCCCAUACUUCAUUUACUUAAGAAGCUAUUCCAUCGCACUGCCUUACAUCCUCAUGGGAAGCCUUACAACUCUGUCAGGGUUGCUGAGUCUCCUGCUGCCUGAGAGCUAUGGAAUGCCUCUCCCUGACACCAUCACUCACAUGCAACACUUCCCUGGAUGUUGUCAGAAGACACCUUAUACACUCACACACACUGAAGAAAAGGAAAACGCUGCUGAAAAGAAGUCUCCAGUUGUCCCUUGAACAAGGAGCAGCACUAAUAUCUGACUUGAUGCAAAAAACUGGACCACCAUCAUGUCUCUGUUCAUUUUACAGGAAUAACUAGAAUUAUUGUUAUUUAUGUCACUGGAUUUGUGAAAGUAUGUGACUUCAACAGAAACAAGCAACUUGACGGUUAUCAGAACAAUAUGUGUGCCUUAAAAUAUCGGAGUUAUGUUUUUUCUGCAACAGCGUCAAACUAGAAUUAUCGCCUUGCGGUUGUUUACCUCCGCCAAACACAGAGAUCAUGCACAAAAAAAAUGAACUCCAAAAUGUAUUAGUCAAGUUUUAAUUAUUUUAAUUUUACUACUUAAAAAAAGAUCAUGUAAUGUCAUUAAAUCCACUUGAACUGAUUGAAAUUCUCUGUUAGAAAUGUUGAAUAUUAAGCACAGUAAACAGUAGGAAUGAUAUACAAUUAAUAGUACAAUAUUAAUGUAAGCCAUCAUUUAGACAUUACUCACACAUAAACACAUAAUCAGAGUCGACUUUCCAAAAGCACCCCAGGUAUUGAAUGUUCUUUUCUUGUGAUGCAUGGGCACUUCAUGCUGUUGGGAUCAAAUGCAAAUAAAGAAACCAUUAUUUGUUUUUCAGCAAACAGGAAAACUAAAAAAGCUGCAAUUUUUUAUAUUAUUUCCUUUCUACCAACUUCAUUGUCAUAUGUGCACAUGUGUGUUCACUACAAAGACUGAUGCCACCGUCAUCACCUUCUCUGAGGAUGAGGAGGGGUUUUGUUGGUUAUAUUAAAGAAUACUACGCCAUUUUUCUUUUGCUAUUAUCUUGUCCAUCCAGUAACGGCUAGUUCUGUGGUGGUUUGGGAACAAUAACUUGGUUGUGUAUUAUAUUAUAUUAUAUUCAGUGUUCUUUUGUAUAUUAUAAUAUUGACAGAAGUAGUUUUUAGAAGAUGUACCUCUCCGGGAACCAUCACCUUACUGUGGUGGAGAGGUUUGUGUGUCCCUAUGAAGCUGAGAGCUGUAUUGUCUGGAGCCUUGUGCUCCUGGUAGGGUCUCCCAAGGCAAAUUAUUCUCAGGCGAGGGGCCAGAUUAAGAAUGUUUCAAAACGACCUCAUCAAAAAAAGGGAAAGAGAAGGAGAGACCCUGCCCGGAGGAAGCCCG
Molecule: messenger RNA, 2934 nt
Organism: Cottoperca gobio
Lineage: Eukaryota; Metazoa; Chordata; Actinopteri; Perciformes; Bovichtidae
Product: solute carrier family 22 member 5-like
Exons: 10
Coding region: 134-1807 (557 amino acids)
Biological process (GO): transmembrane transport
Cellular component (GO): membrane
Molecular function (GO): transmembrane transporter activity
Source: RefSeq, a predicted model, not a curated record